CAAAGCCUUUUCCCUGCCAGGCAAAACAGCAACUUCGUCUCUGAUCAUUCAGAAGAAAGAGAGAGGAUCGCCAUGAACGACCUGAGCGAAGAUGACAUGGCGCUCAUCUCUGAGCUUUACCCUGGAGUGUACAUGCGACCAUCUCCUCCUCCACAAGAGGCAAAGCCGCCGCGGCGGAGGCGGAAGAAGAGCAGAGGACUCGAGAACCCGGGGGAAGAAGGAGGAGGUACAGGAGGCGAGGGGCGGGGGAAGCGGAAGCUGACCGCGGAGCAGGUGGAGCUGCUGGAGCAGAACUUCGGGGACGAGCACAAGCUUGAGUCGGAGCGGAAGGACCGGCUAGCGGCGGAGCUCGGGCUCGACCCGCGGCAGGUGGCGGUGUGGUUCCAGAACCGGCGGGCCCGGUGGAAGAGCAAGAAGCUGGAGGUGGAGUACGCCAAGCUGAAGUCCGUCCACGAGACCGUCGUGGUGGAGAAAUGCCGUUUUGAGUCCGAGGUGCUGAAGCUCAAGGAGCAGCUUUCGGAGGCAGAGAUGGAGAUCAAGAGGCUGUCGGAGAAAGCUGAUCUCGGGCUCUCCGGCAACAGCCCAUGCUCCUCCGUCACGGCCGAUGCUGCUACAGACGAUCCCGUGUGGGGAGAUUUUGGAGUUGCUGGAGAAUGUGAUGACCAAGAUGUGCUGUACUACAUGCCCCAGAAUGCUUAUUUACAGGGCUUGGAGUGGUACAAUCAAUAUGUGUAGUUAGAGGGUUAAUUUUCUAGCGAAUGAUUGCUCUUAGGAUAUGUGUAGAUACUGACCCGUGCGCUGUAAAAUUCAUCUUCUAAUAUAUGACUUCUAGCUGUUGUUAAAUAUGCGUAAUCAAUGGAGAUGAUAAUUGUACUCGAGCCAUCGAAAAGAACUACCAUUGAUGGUCGAAUUAUAUAGAA
Molecule: messenger RNA, 920 nt
Organism: Eucalyptus grandis
Lineage: Eukaryota; Viridiplantae; Streptophyta; Magnoliopsida; Myrtales; Myrtaceae
Product: homeobox-leucine zipper protein ATHB-40
Exons: 3
Coding region: 73-735 (220 amino acids)
Biological process (GO): positive regulation of DNA-templated transcription
Cellular component (GO): nucleus
Molecular function (GO): sequence-specific DNA binding; DNA-binding transcription factor activity, RNA polymerase II-specific
Source: RefSeq, a predicted model, not a curated record